Messenger RNA from Abrus precatorius (Indian licorice), 1207 nucleotides. RefSeq names its product probable prolyl 4-hydroxylase 6. The transcript has 8 exons. The record is from RefSeq and is a predicted model, not a curated record. NCBI's taxonomy places the organism in Eukaryota, Viridiplantae, Streptophyta, Magnoliopsida, Fabales, Fabaceae. Gene Ontology annotation, cellular component: endoplasmic reticulum. Gene Ontology annotation, molecular function: iron ion binding; L-ascorbic acid binding; procollagen-proline 4-dioxygenase activity. Bases 89 to 1051 code for a protein of 320 amino acids. Gene Ontology annotation, biological process: peptidyl-proline hydroxylation to 4-hydroxy-L-proline.
CUCUCUCUCUUCAAUUCUUCACUCAAUUACGUUAUAUUACAUAAACCUUACACCCUCUUUGUGAUUCCUCACCAAAAUCUUCUUCACCAUGGUUCCUCGUCAUUUGGUUUCCCUCUUCCUCUGUUUCCUCUGUUUUAUCACUGAUCUCUCUGUUUCUGCAAUUCGAUUACCCGACUUGGACCAAGAAGCUAAGGCCACGCAUGGAUCGGUGCUUAGAUUGAACAGAGGAGUCUCUUCAGUGAAGUUUGAUCCCACACGGGUCACUCAGCUCUCGUGGAGUCCUAGGGCUUUUCUGUACAAGGGAUUUUUAUCUGAGGAAGAAUGUGAUCAUCUGAUAAAUCUGGCCAAGGAUAAGCUGGAGAAGUCUAUGGUGGCGGAUAAUGAAUCUGGUAAAAGUAUAAUGAGUGAAGUCAGAACGAGUUCUGGGAUGUUUCUUAACAAGGCACAGGAUGAAGUAAUUGCUGAUGUCGAAGCCCGAAUUUCUGCAUGGACAUUCCUUCCUAUAGAAAAUGGUGAGUCGAUGCAAAUAUUGCACUAUGAGCAUGGUCAGAAGUACGAACCACACUUUGAUUACUUCCAUGACAAGGCUAAUCAAAUUAUGGGUGGCCAUCGGAUUGCCACUGUAUUGAUGUAUUUGUCUAAUGUUGAGAAGGGUGGGGAAACAAUUUUUCCGAAUUCUGGGGCAAAGUUGUCACAGCCAAAAGAUGAGAGCUGGUCUGAAUGUGCUCACAAAGGAUAUGCAGUGAAACCUCGGAAGGGUGAUGCCUUGUUGUUCUUCAGUCUACAUCUCGACGCAACUACGGAUACUAAAAGCUUGCAUGGAAGCUGCCCAGUGAUUGAGGGUGAGAAGUGGUCUGCAACUAAGUGGAUUCAUGUGAGUGACUUUGAUAAACCAGUGAAGCGAGUGGAUAGUGGGGAGUGUGUUGAUGAGAAUGAGAAUUGCCCUAGGUGGGCUAAAGUAGGUGAAUGUGAGAAGAACCCACUUUACAUGGUUGGCAGUGAAGGAGUCAGAGGAAGCUGUAUGAAGAGUUGCAAUGUUUGCUCUUCAUAGGGAGUCUCUUACAAUUUCAUUGUUAUUAAAUGCAUGUAGAGUCAUAAUACAUUGUCAAAUAUAUUGUACAUAACAUUCAUUUUUACUUAACUGCAACAUGGAACUCUCUUGCCAGUAACUUCCAUACCUGUUUUUCUAAAAUCUAAAAAAUUCUAG